Phyllostomus hastatus (greater spear-nosed bat) is the source of this 1629-nucleotide messenger RNA. RefSeq names its product basic proline-rich protein-like. The coding region runs from base 1 to 1629 and encodes 542 amino acids. The record is from RefSeq and is a predicted model, not a curated record. NCBI's taxonomy places the organism in Eukaryota, Metazoa, Chordata, Mammalia, Chiroptera, Phyllostomidae. The transcript has 2 exons.
AUGUCCCCCCUUUCUCCUCCUCCCACCUUCUUUCUGUCCCCUCUUCCCUGGGUCUCUCUGGCCAAUCCAGGAUGUAGGCCCUCGUCCCUCCUGUCCACUGGCCGCCCCAUCCCAGGGCCUAGACUUGGGCUCCCAGGGCCUCACAAAGUAAAUAAGCCAAGUGCAACGGAGGAGAUAAAGGGGGCCGGGGCCAGCUGGGGCUGGGAAAAGCCCGUAAAGAUAAGGCUGACAGCCCGGCUGGUCCUCAGGCCCCGGGCAGCAGGGAACAGGGCUUGCCCCGCAGGGCCGGCAACCGGACCCCCUCCGCCCACGGGCGGGUCCCGGGGCCUGGGCUGGGGAACCCAGGAGCCCCCGGGCGAGGGGACUCUGCGAGGUGCGGGUCGUUGGGCGCCCUGGCCCGAGACGCUGCAUUUGCCUGUAACUGGGGCCAGUCGGGACGGGCGCCCAGUGUCGGCUGGUCCAAGGUGCGGCCAGCAAGCGCGGGGCCAGGAGGAGGGGCCGCCCGGCCGCGAUGCUGCCUUGGCCACUAGGUCCUCUGCGGGACACUUGUCACACCCAGAACUGGGCAGCGGCGCCCUGCAGCUCGCGGCGGGCGGAGCCGGUCCGCCGCCGGGGUCCGCUGACCCCAAUCCACCGCCGGGGCUCGGCCCGGGGCCUUGCCGCGCUCUCCUCCCCCUCCUCGGGGUUCACCUCUUCCUUUCCUCCCGCUCAGGGAGCCGAACCCCGACAGCCCAGGAGCUCCCGCUAACGUCCUCUUCUUCCCGCCCGGCGGGCGUGGAGAGGCCGCCCCUGUGGUCCGCUCGGCCCAGCCGGUCCCGCGCGCAGCCCGAGCCCGCGGCCCGCGCUCGCCCCUCUCGGGGACCCUCUGCGGGCGCGGCCGGCAGGCUCCGCGCCUGCUGCCUGCAGCGGCCUCGUUUCCCGAGACCCGCGUUUUCCUUUUCACUCUGGAUCACUGGUGACCCGGUGCGCCCGGUCCCUCGCAGAGGAGGGCUCGCGCCCCGACCGCCGGGAGUCGGGCCGAGGCGGCAGCCAGGUCCCAGGCACUCCACGCCGCCCUGCUGUGGCCUCGGCCGUCCCAGGUCCUCGCCCCGGCCUCGUCCCUCGCUCUCGUUCCCGCUCACCCUCCUCCCCACCCUGCGGGCAAGCCCGGGCUCAGCGUGGCCCCGGUCCGUCCGCCUGGCUCCCGCGUCCCCGCCCGAACCCGCACUCACCCUAGCUGCGCUGCCGCAUGCGGGGCGCCUGCGGCCCGAGUCCACGGCAGGCUCGGGGCCGAGGGACGCGGGGCAGCCGGGGCUCCGAGUCGGCCGCUGGGUCAGGAUCCCGCUGCCGCCGCCGCCGCGCCCUCGGGGCCGGUCACAUCCCGGCUCUGGAGCGGCCCUUGAUCUCCGAGGCUGCUCUUUGGGGCCUCAGCUCCCUCCUCCUCCUCCUCCUCCCUGCGGGGACGCCCCCCCUCUGACGUCGACGCUGUCAAUCAGUCUGCGCCCGCCGCCCCCCGUGGAGGGGGUCUCCAGGGUCCCCAGGCUCCGCGGCCCCAGGACCCCAGCCCGGUGUGGCCGCCGCUCCCCCGCCGCGCGGCCCGGUGCCCUCCGCCCCGCCGGCCGCGCCGGGCUGGGAGCCCGCAUGGUUUAG